Messenger RNA from Pleurotus ostreatus (oyster mushroom), 627 nucleotides. It is a transcript of the gene RPB5, whose product is annotated as DNA-directed RNA polymerases II 24 kDa polypeptide (RNA polymerase II subunit 5). The record is from RefSeq and is a predicted model, not a curated record. The transcript has 6 exons. Gene Ontology annotation, biological process: DNA-templated transcription. Lineage: Eukaryota; Fungi; Basidiomycota; Agaricomycetes; Agaricales; Pleurotaceae. Gene Ontology annotation, molecular function: DNA-directed RNA polymerase activity; DNA binding. Gene Ontology annotation, cellular component: RNA polymerase III complex; RNA polymerase II, core complex; RNA polymerase I complex. The coding region runs from base 1 to 627 and encodes 208 amino acids.
AUGGCAGAGAAUGGCGACGAGUCCGCUAAACUAUGGAAGGUCAAUCGCACAAUACACGAACUUGUAAAUGAUAGAGGCUUCCUAGUUUCAGAGGAGGAGAUAUCAAUGGACCUGGCCACAUUUCGCGCUACCUAUGCCCCCCAUGGCUCCCUAGACCGCUCCCAGUUGAAUUUCUUCACCAGUUCGAAGACGAAUUCGACCGACCAAAUUUUCGUGUUCUUUACCGAAGAAAGAAGCGUAGGCGUCAAGACCAUGCGCAAGCUCCUCGGCAUUCUCGAAGAAAAGAGCAUCAACCGUGGUAUAAUUGUGUUCCCCGGUAAUAUGACACCGUCAGCGCGAAAGGUCAUUGUCGCGAUGGCUGCUCAGUACAGAUUGGAGGAGUUCUCCGAGGCAGAUCUACUUGUAAACAUCACCCACCAUACCCUUGUUCCCAAGCACGAGGUCUUGAGUCCUGAGGAAAAGAAAGUUCUUCUAGAAAAAUACCGGCUGAAGGAAACGCAACUUCCGCGGAUUCAAAUGGCGGACCCUGUGGCUCGGUAUUAUGGCCUACGGCGGGGGCAGGUUGUCAAAAUCACUAGACCCAGUGAAACCAGCGGUCGAUAUGCUAGCUAUCGCAUCUGCUUCUGA